CUUGCUACACACGCGAAUCCUUGGAAGAGGCCUGGGAGGGCCGAAAGGACCAAAGACUAGGGAGUCCCCGGGACGUCGGUGGGAGGCUUGAGAGGCUUGUCUCCUGCCCGGCGUGACUUGAGGAGGAGGUUCAUUUCCUCUCUUUUUACGUGCCACGGAGUCUUUUUUUCUUCUGCCUGCAGUCGGAAGAAAUUAGAAGCAGGAGAACUUCAAUGCCAUUUCAAGAAGAUAAAUAGCUACUGCUCAAAUUCAUUUACUGCAAGUGGAAUUGCUGUUGGAGACAGACAUGGUGGAUGGCAUGACAAGGCAUCCUGAGAUGAAGCUAAACUGGAAACUAGACAGAACCUCAAGACCAGGCUCAGCAACGGUUCGGGUUACAGAUCUCGGUUGGCAAGGUCUGCUGAACCCCAGUCCAUCUGUUAAAGAAGGUGAAGAGCUACUUGUGGAUGAGUAUCUUUCUCCCAGUAAGCUGAAGGUAUUGACAGGGCUAGAUGAUCUGCGGCAAGUGAAGGCCCUUGAGAUGCGUGUAAACACCAGAGAGAACAGCCUGGGAAAUUUUGGUUCUUAUCUCCCUAAUCUAAAACAACUAAAACUGAAUGGUAGUGUGCUUACAUCUGUGAGGGACCUUGGAACAGCACUGCCUCAUCUUCAAGUUCUAUGGAUGGCUCGCUGUGGGCUUCCAGAUUUAGAUGGGAUCUCUUCCUGUUGCUCUCUGAAGGAACUCUACAUAGCCUACAACAAUAUUGGUGAUCUAAGUCAGAUUAGCCUGCUGGAGCACCUCGAGAUUCUAGACCUAGAAGGAAACAACAUUGAAGAUCUUAGUCAGAUUCAAUAUCUGGGGCUCUGUACUAAGCUGACUACUCUUACAAUAGAGGGAAAUCUUAUUUGCUUGAAGCCAAGGCCACAAUCUUCAGAGGACCCAGAUUACAAUUACAGAGCUGAAGUGAAAAAACUCAUCCCUCAUUUAAAAUGUUUGGAUGAAAUACCAGCAAAUCAAACUGUUAUUCCUUCCCCAUGCAAAAUGAAUAAGGACUGGCUUAUUGUCAAAGAAUCAAUCAAAGAAGGAGGUUUAAUUGAGGAGGCUUCGGGUUCAGAUUCUCAGUUAGGACUCCUAACGAGAAGACUGGGCUCUGCUCUACGGCCUGUGACAACUCACUUUUUGCUAGGUUCCAGACCUCAGGCUGUCCAGAGAUCUCCUAGUGCCCAUUUGCUUUCUGGUUGUAGCACUCUCCUGGAAUCCACCAUCUGUGAUGAGAUACUGCCUGAAGAUGAUUCAAGUGACUUGACCCAUGGUGUCAGCAGAGUUAUAUGUGGGAACCCCAUCAAAGCUCUUCAUGCACGAAGACAAAAAUUAAGUUCUGCAGUAACCAACCUGUUCCAGCCACUGUGUCAUCUGGCAGAGCAUACUUAUGACUUCGAAGAAACUGGCAAUGUAAAUGGGAAAGACAUCUUUGCUGAGCUGAAAAUCUUGCAAGAGCAUCAUUACCAGCACUUGCAAGCUCUCCAAAGGGAGAAAUCUCCCCAGCUGCUGAAAAUAACACACAGUGAUGAGGAGGGGGAAGAGGAGGAAGAAGGCUGCAGCCUGAGUGACAGCUGUGAAGAAGAUCUCCAAGAAGCCAUUCAGGAGGACAUCACACAGAUUACUUCAUCAGAAGCUUCCUGUUGUCCCCAUCUUUCUCAGGUGUCAUCAGAUUCAUCACAUAUCCUUGCAAAUGCAUUACCAAGCAUUGUAAAGCGCACUCUCCAACCCUCUCCUCCAAAAUGUCCUUCACCUGCAUCCAUAGGUGUGACAGCUGGACUUGUGAGAGCUCGACACCUGAAAAUACCCAACUCAAAAAAAGCAGCUCUGCUAAAGCUACAGUCUCCAUUAGUUGUGAACAGGGAUGCAGUGCAGCAUAUGGUUGAAAGGACUGCUGUUCUGAACCUUCACAGAAAACCAGAGGCAUCAUCUAAUGCAGCAGUCUUCACACAGAGGCAAAGGACUAGUGGCAGCAAACAGAUCAGAAGACCCAUUUCAGGACCAGCAGCAUUUGGACCAACAAGCAGCAGAGCCACUGUGGAUAGAAGCCUCCAUAAGACAAUCAACAGCCAUCAACCUAUCACUCACUCAUGCACAAAUUUGCCAGAGAGGUUUGCAAUGCUGAACAUGGUCCAUUCUCCGACUGCCAAAGCUGCCCUGCAAAGCUUGCCAAAAAGGCCGGAUAUCUCAAUGAUUGCUCAAAGCAAGACUCCCCAGUUGUAGGAAGUGCCCUGAGCAGCUGUGCAUGUCUUGUUGCCAGUUCUCGGAAGCGCUCAGCUGUACUUGAUUUCCCAUCUUCCCCUGAGCAACACAGUCAGCUUCUCUGAUUCAGCAGCCUGAUUCAUCUCUGAGGGUAACAGUGCCCCUACGCAAGUGGAGCAAUUGAAAGGAGCACCUUGAUUUCUCUCCAAUUAAACUGCUGCUGUGAAGAGAGAAUCAGCAAUUCCCCCAGCAGCCUUUCUCUUUAGCAGACUUUGAAAGGAAAGGAGAAGGGGCUUGUGCCACAAUAGUUCCUUCAGAUGACUACAUCACUGAUGUUUAGAACAGCUGUUUGAGUGGUCUCAGGAGCUAGGGUGAUUUCCUUGACUCAGCCAGUGGGAGGACGACUCAGUGAGUCCCUCAGGUAACCAGCUGCAGCUCCAAGUGUCGGCCUUCUCUCAUAGUGAUUAAGAGGCUGGGAACAGAGGCGGCUUCCCCUGGCUUAGUCUGAAAGAUACUUUUUUCAUGUUUCUUGAGUAGCAAACUCACUGGUUGCAGGUACUAAUUUCUACUUCAACUAACAUGUAAACUAUCCAUCUUGCUUGAAGUUACCACUUUUGCAUGAAAUUACGAAAUAGCCCAAAAGUGUAGGACAAUUGGACCAAGUCAUUUUAAUUUAUUUGUGCUUGGAAGAAAUAUAUGUGGCAUAGCAUCCAGAUACUGUGUUUUCUUCAAGUCAGGUGACCAGUAUAUACCCACAUCUUUAUGUCAGAUGUGGGUGGUUCCUAACAAUUCCUCAUUUACCUCAACCUUUACAUGUCUUUUUACAACAAAUGUACUUUCAGUUAAAAUUUCCCUAAGUUUAUGUAGAUCGUUUUUAGAUUGAAAUAGAAAAUCCAUCGGUCACAAGCUUCAGCAUUUGGAUACGAUGUGAAAUGC
Candoia aspera is the source of this 3157-nucleotide messenger RNA. RefSeq names its product leucine rich repeat containing 56 (gene LRRC56). Gene Ontology annotation, molecular function: protein binding. The coding region runs from base 287 to 2242 and encodes 651 amino acids. The transcript is spliced from 14 exons. Lineage: Eukaryota; Metazoa; Chordata; Lepidosauria; Squamata; Candoiidae. The record is from RefSeq and is a predicted model, not a curated record.